Messenger RNA from Manihot esculenta (cassava), 1153 nucleotides. RefSeq names its product protein GET1. The record is from RefSeq and is a predicted model, not a curated record. The transcript is spliced from 9 exons. Bases 227 to 805 code for a protein of 192 amino acids. Gene Ontology annotation, biological process: tail-anchored membrane protein insertion into ER membrane. NCBI's taxonomy places the organism in Eukaryota, Viridiplantae, Streptophyta, Magnoliopsida, Malpighiales, Euphorbiaceae.
CGAAACGAAAUCUCGGGACUACAUGCUAUUUUUACAAAAUAUGAUGAUCAGAUCAGUAGUUAUUUUCCUCUCUUUCAUGCGAUCCCAUACCUUGCUCAUACGCCAGUUUUGGCUUGAGAUACAUUGCUGAGCGGAUUCUGAACGAGUGCCUCCCAUUUGAGAUUUUGUGCUGCUGCUGUCUUUCGCCAAGCUUUUCUCUUGGAUUCUUUCUGCUGCUCUUUCCUUUAUGGCCUCAGCCGAAGAUGAUACAGUAAAGGCAUUAAUUAUGGGAGAGGAAGAAACCUUAGGAGGAGAGUCGGGAAUCUCUCUUGCAGCUCCUGUCAUCUUUCUCAUCGUUGUAUUUUUCCAGUUUGGCUCCAGAUGGCUUGAGCACUUAAAGAAGAGUGCAUCUAAGGAUGGUACAGAAGUUCAGUUACGUGCAGAAAUAAAGCAGCUCUUGAAAGAGGCGAGCUCCUUUUCACAACCAUCAUCAUUUGCUCAAGCUGCAAAACUUAGGAGGUUAGCUGCUGCAAAGGAGAAGGAACUUGCAAAUCGUGAAGAAAUGCUCAAGAAGGAGAUCAAGCUGUCUUAUGAUUUGUACCUCAAAGUAAUAUUCAUCUUAAAGAUUGCAACAUACUUUAUGUUGAUUUGCUGGUAUUGGAGGACUCCUGUUGCUGCAAUAUCUCAGCAUUUGGUGCAGCCGUUCGGUAGGUUGCUGUCUUGGGGUGCUGGGGGUCCUUCAAACGACAAUGUAUUGGUUGGCGUUAUACCAUGGCUGAUAUUAUCUACCAGGGUUAGCAAAUUUGUCAGUCGUGUUUUCCUAUAGAUCAUGAAUGCUAUUCAUAUCUUCAUCUGAAGAAGGGGAGAAAAAAAAUUUUGGUGGUAAUAACUGGAAAAUCAGCCUCUUAUGCCACUCUGUUCCGAUGAAAAACUUCAAGCAAGAGAAGGGUGAGAACUGAGAGGUGCAUUGAGUGUGGCAUUUUACUAUGCUGAAUUAGUCUUUUAAAUGUAACUUUUGUUCCUUGUAGCUUCCCUUCUUUUUUCCCUUUUUCCUUUCUGGUUUUGGGUAUGAACUCCACAUAUUUUUCCCUUUUGAGUGUGCAGCUAAUUUAAAUUCGACUUUUACCUGAGAAUAAAUUCGUUAUCAUUAAAUUAAAUAUUUAUUUUACAUUCA